ACGUGCGUCCGCAGCGCGUCCCCGCCCCGGCCCGGCGCCGUUGGCGGCGGGCGGAAGCACGGGCAGCGGCGAGGAGCGGGAUGGACCCGCCGGCCAAGGAGGGGCCGCUGCUGGUGCAGCACAGCCACAAGUUCGGCACCAAGAAGUGGAAGCGGAGCUGGUUCGUGCUGUACCCGGCCAGCCAACACGGCGUCGCCCGCCUGGAGUUCUUCGAGUGCAAGGAUCCGGUGCCACCGGAGCGGCUGGGGAGCGGGCGGCUGGACAAGACGGUGGUGCGGCUGGCGGACUGCACCAGCGUGGGGCCCGUGCCCGAGAGCGGCCCCCGCGCCGGCACCGCCGUGUUCCGCCUGGAAACCAGCGACAGGAGCUACCUCUUCGCGGCUGACAAGCAGCAGAGCGAGGAGUGGGUGGCGAAGCUGUGCGAGAUCGCCUUCCCGGGGAAUGGCCCCAGCCAUGCUGGCGUGGCGGCCCGGCGCGGCAGAGAGGGCGGCGGGGAGGCCCCAGCCCUGGAGAUGGCCGUGAACUCCAUCUACUACUCGAGAGAUGAAGUGAACAGCUUCUGGGUGACGGUGCAGAGGACCGAGGCUGCGGAGCGAUGCGAGCUGCGCGGUGCCUAUGUGCUCAAGGCCGAGCGUGACAGCCUCGUCCUGAAGGAGCCACGCACAAAUGAGAUCCUCUACGUCUGGCCCUACCGUCUGCUCCGGAGAUACGGGCGGGACAAGGUGAUGUUCUCCUUCGAAGCUGGCAGGCGCUGCAGCUCCGGCCCAGGGAACUUCACCUUCGAGACCAAGCAGGGCAACGAGAUCUUCCGGCUGGUGGAAGCCUGCAUCAGGGAGCAGAAAGCACAGGUGGAGGAGAACCGUCAGAGCUGUGGCUCGCUGGACUCGGACAGCCCCAGCGUGGUGCUCAUCCGACAGGCCCUGGCCGACUCUCUGAGCCUGGAGCUGCCCACGGAGGGAGAUGAUGCCCCAGCCCCCAAGGGAGGACUGGCCCCCAGGCCCAGUGUGGCGGCAGAGGAGAGAGACGCAGCGUCCCUGCUGAAGGCACGGACCCUGCCAGAGCUCCCUGUGGUACAGGCCAAGCCUGCCGUCCCCAGCACCCCCCCCCGUUCCCCGCUGCCGAAGGUGCCCCGUGCCCUGCUGCCGGCCGAGGACCCCUCCGCGGUGUACUCGGAGCCGCUGGACUCGGUGAAGGGCUCCCGCCCGCGCCCGGACCCGCUGUACUCGGACCCCAUCGACAGCAAAGCCGCGGACGAGGGGAAGCAGCGGCCGCUCUGCCCAGGCCUCUACGAGCAGGUGUGGGCUGGGCUCCAUGGGCAGGGCCCCGCGGUGCCCGCACGGGGGGAGCACAUCUACGACGAGCCCGAGGGCCGCGCUCCCCGCGCGCUGCCCCCGCCCGCCUGCAUCUACGACGAGGCGCGGCCCACGGGCGAGGCCUGGCGCACCCAGGGCCACGACGGCCGGGCCGGCUACGAGUACCCCUACAGCCCCAGCACCGACGACUACUCGGUACCGGCCUUCCAGGCCAAGGCCAAGGGUCCCAAGCCGCUGCCUGCCCCCAAGCCCCAGGCAGCCUUUAUCCCUAAAGGCACGGAGAAGAGCGGGGAGGCGGGCAGGCAGCGGGGCAGUGCUGCUUCCGAGAAGGCAGUUGUGAAACCCAGCCUCAACAGCAGCAACAACAACAACGUGGAGGUGCUCUACAGCCAGGUGCUGAAGCCCCAGCACGCGCGCAAGCAGGAGCAGUCUGUGGAUGAGUGCAGCUUGUCGCCCGUCUACGAGGACUUAGGAGUGAUAUAGCAGCUGCUGCACUGUGCUGGACUAGGAGGGACUGGG
Molecule: messenger RNA, 1832 nt
Organism: Neopsephotus bourkii (Bourke's parrot)
Lineage: Eukaryota; Metazoa; Chordata; Aves; Psittaciformes; Psittacidae
Gene: DOK1
Product: docking protein 1
Exons: 5
Coding region: 81-1796 (571 amino acids)
Biological process (GO): cell surface receptor protein tyrosine kinase signaling pathway; positive regulation of MAPK cascade
Cellular component (GO): cytoplasm
Source: RefSeq, a predicted model, not a curated record